CUUUUUCUUCGAACAUGAUCUUUCUCGUGAGUAUCGGGGGAGAAAGUCGUUAUUUGAACCUCAAGGUAACUAAGGUCCGAUAAGCUAUUACUGAGCCAUACGUCAACAAACUCUUGUCAUGACGGAUCCUCCCGAACUCUUACACCAUGAAUUUGUCGAAUUUCAAUUCUUCUUCCCCAAACAAGCUCUCGUGAUACCCUUGCAAAUUGUUGCCACGGUCUUUCUAAUCGCCGUCAAUCAACAUCUUGGUACAAAACAACCACCUACCUCAUACAAGCAUAACCAUGGACACAACAUCAUCCACUUUGACAUCCUCCACCUCCACAUCCACCACUCACCCCACACAAAUAUGCCACGCGCCCUACUCCCGCUACGACCCUGCCGCGUACCCCGCGCUCCCCGCCGAGAUAAUAGUCGUAAUCACGCUCAUGGUGAUCGGGUUCUUCAUUCUCAACAUGGUAUCUCGCGAACUACAUCGCGAGGAGAAGAUUGCUAUUGCGGUUGGCGAAGGGUGGACCCGCUGAUCAGUUCAGAGAAAGGUAUAGGAAGGAAUGUGUUAGGGUUAGACUGGUGCAGCCGAUAGAGGGGAAUAGGAGGGGUUGGUUCCGUUGAUGGGGAAAUUGGUUGGACGUAAUAGCAUUUG
This is a messenger RNA of Mollisia scopiformis, 643 nucleotides long. RefSeq lists its product as uncharacterized. Bases 119 to 583 code for a protein of 154 amino acids. The record is from RefSeq and is a predicted model, not a curated record. NCBI's taxonomy places the organism in Eukaryota, Fungi, Ascomycota, Leotiomycetes, Helotiales, Mollisiaceae. The transcript has a single exon.